This is a messenger RNA of Gymnogyps californianus (California condor), 1000 nucleotides long. RefSeq names its product centrosomal protein of 290 kDa-like. Lineage: Eukaryota; Metazoa; Chordata; Aves; Accipitriformes; Cathartidae. The coding region runs from base 30 to 788 and encodes 252 amino acids. The transcript is spliced from 7 exons. The record is from RefSeq and is a predicted model, not a curated record.
CCUUGCCCGAGGCGGGGCUCCCCGGCGCCAUGGACCUGCCCGCCGUCCACAAGUGCUUCCAACUCAGUGAUGAAAAUGAACAGUUAGUCAAGAAGUUGAAAAAACUACACAUAAAAAAUAAGGAGCUAGAAAAGAAUCUGGGUCAGAUCCAAGAAAAACUGCAUCUGCAGCAGUUAAUGCAUGACUAUGUCACAAGCAGAGAUGUUCAAGUUCAAACAGAAACCCACUUAUGGCAUAAGGGUGGAUACAGCAAGGAUCUUAUUCUAGAGAGUGACAGUGUCAGACUACUUCAGAUGUAUAAUGAGCUACAGAAACGUUACGUUAAAGAAAUCAAAACAAACCAGGAGCAAAGUGAAGCAAUUAAAAAUCUCACUAUUAAAAUUCAUGAGCUAGAACAUAAUCUUCAAGAGCAGAGGCAAAGAAUUGAGCAACUGGAAUGUAAAAAGGUUUCUUGGAAAACUAGUGCUGUUUCUGGAAAAAGAAGUCGAACCCCAGAGGGAGAAGUAACAUCUCGCAGGGACAUUUCUAAAAAGAAGGAAUCCUGUUGCAGUAAAUAUUUAGAGCUAUUGUUGAAGGAGAUUAAAAAGCUGAAGAAAGAAAAUGAAAAGUUGUCUACAGAAAGGAGAGCACUAAAAAAUGAAUUAGCCGGAUUAGACAAGGACUUUUUUGAAGAGAUAGAAGAUCUAAAGCAUGCUGUACAGGAAUCUGUGAAACUGAAUAAUCAGUACGAAAAGUGCUUGAAACAAAUAAGUGUAAUGUAUGGACUUCCUUUUAUAGCACAUCAGUAACUACUGAUUAAUUUAAUGGCAAGUAGAUUUUCCAUAUUUUUUAUACUUACUGCAACAUUUAAAACUACCAUGGCUUAUGUAGUACCACAUUUUGAUAAUAUCAUGGAUUCAAUAAUAUGAUCUCAAUAUGACAAGCUGCUCUGAAAUGUUUUUGUACUUUGUGCCUUUGAUUUUUGUUUAUAUGGUUUUUAAAUAAACUGUGGUCUGUAUAA